Vespula vulgaris is the source of this 2023-nucleotide messenger RNA. RefSeq names its product serine--tRNA ligase, mitochondrial (gene SerRS-m). Gene Ontology annotation, biological process: mitochondrial seryl-tRNA aminoacylation. The transcript has 5 exons. NCBI's taxonomy places the organism in Eukaryota, Metazoa, Arthropoda, Insecta, Hymenoptera, Vespidae. Gene Ontology annotation, molecular function: tRNA binding; serine-tRNA ligase activity; ATP binding. The coding region runs from base 293 to 1531 and encodes 412 amino acids. The record is from RefSeq and is a predicted model, not a curated record. Gene Ontology annotation, cellular component: mitochondrion.
AACCGAUUGUGUAAUGAUAAAUAAAUACAUAAAAUAAAUUAUAUUAUAUAUUGUCCUUUAAUUGAUAUACAUGUUAAUUGGUUUGGUAAGAAAUUAAUUAAUGUGAGAGAAUUUUUUAUAUUUUUAUUCAUAUUUAUGGUGAUUUAGAUUCUAUUAAUUUAUGUCUGAUUUAAAAAUUCGAUUAAUAAUACAAUCGUACAAUAAUAAGUACACGAUGUUUUACUUAAAGUAGAGAAUUCAUAUUUAGGUUAUUUAUUCAUAUUCUGUGGAUACAUAAUAUUUUAAUAUUGUUAUGAAUUACUCAAGAAUUAAGAUGAAAUGUAAAGAAGGAUUUCGACAAUUUAUAAAGAUCAGGAGACUUUGUACGCAGUUUAAAAACUUAACAGGAAAGAACAUUGAAGAAAAAAAAAUAUGUAUGCCAGAACCAGAAUAUAAUAUAAAAUUUUUAUGCAAUCCUUCAAAUCGUGAUUACAUUAGAAAUAAUGUGAAAAAGCGGAAGGGAAUUGGUAAUAUAGAUAAAGUUCUUGAACUAUAUAAACAAACAGAAAAACAUGAAAUGUUUUUAAAUGAAUUAAGCAAGAUACCGAAUGAUACAGAUUCAGUUGUAUUUAAAUAUGGAGAUACACCACAUAGAUUAAAACUAUGUGGGUCUAAGCCUGAAUUUAAUUUUGAGCCAAAAGAAUUUUCUUAUUUAGCUAAAAAGUUAAAACUUAUGAGGACACAAGGAUUGGGAGCUUUAAUGGGAAGUCGAUGUUAUAUAUUUCAAGGUGAAUUGGCUGAAUUAGAAAAUGCUCUUAUUCAUUACACAGUAAAAAAGUUAAUUAAACAUGGAUUUCAACUUGUGUCUGUACCGGACAUUAUACCAUCUGAAAUCAUAAAAAGAUGUGGCUUGCUAACAGAUGGCCCAAGAUCACUUGUAUAUAAUUUGAGCAGAAAUUAUGGAGAUGAUUAUAGCUUGUCAGGAACAGCUGAAAUGUCAUUAGCUGCAAAGUUGAUUAAUUCUAAAUUUUCUUAUAAAGAUUUACCAUUAAAAAUGGCAGCUAUUAGUAGAUGUUAUAGAGCAGAAAUAUCAAGCAUUAUGAAUGAAAAAGGAAUAUACAGGGUUCAUCAAUUUACCAAAGUUGAAAUGUUUGCUUGCUCUGAACAAAAUAAAUCUUCAGAAAUAUUUCAGUAUUUACAAGAUAUACAGGAAGAUUUAUUCUCUUCUCUGGGACUACAUUUUCAAAUACUUGAUAUGCCAGCUCAUGAAUUGGGUGCUCCUGCUUAUAGAAAAGUAGAUAUGGAAGGUUGGAUGCCUGGAAGGAAACUAUUUGGUGAAUUGUCAAGCUGCAGUAAUUGUACAGAUUAUCAGUCUCGCAGAUUAAAUAUAAAAUAUCAAUCACAUAAUGGCGAAUUUAUUCAUGUUCAUACAUUAAAUGGUACAGCGUGUGCAAUACCUCGUAUGAUCAUUGCAUUAUGUGAAACUCAUCAAAGUGAACAUGGGCGUAUUAAAAUUCCAGAACCAUUGAUACCAUUUAUGAACGGAAAAUAGGAUUCACUGAAACUUCAAGUCUUAAACACACACCACCUGAUAGUAUAUUUUCUAUAAACUAAUACAAUAUUAUCAUACAAAGAAAGAUGGGAUUCCGAAAAUUGUACGUACACAGGGAUAAAGAUUUUUUUUUAAUAAUUUCUUUGUUAUUCCGUAUAUAUUUUGUGGCGGAGUUAUAAAAAUGUAACACAAAAUAUUUUUUCUUAAAGUAAUACAAUUCAGAGACAUUGUAAAUUUACAAGUCAUCUUCCACGCUAAUUGGUAGUCAAUAUUAUCAUUGUUGUUUUCUUUUUUUUUUAACAAUUUAAACAUCUUUUUGCAUCUGUCUAACUGGAGUGUGUCUGAUUUCCACGCAUUGUUGUUUGUCCUUUCAAUUCUUCAUGCAGUAUUGAUAAUUUCAUCGUUUAUUUAAAAUGUCUCAAUUAUUUUGGACAGAAUGCAAUUUACUUAUUGGCAAUGAUGUUUAUAUUUUUCUGAAAUAAAAUGAAUCUG